This is a messenger RNA of Saitoella complicata NRRL Y-17804, 2871 nucleotides long. RefSeq lists its product as uncharacterized. The transcript is spliced from 3 exons. Gene Ontology annotation, biological process: transcription by RNA polymerase II; RNA polymerase II preinitiation complex assembly. The record is from RefSeq and is a predicted model, not a curated record. Lineage: Eukaryota; Fungi; Ascomycota; Saitoellomycetes; Saitoellales; Saitoellaceae. Gene Ontology annotation, cellular component: transcription factor TFIID complex. Bases 1 to 2871 code for a protein of 956 amino acids. Gene Ontology annotation, molecular function: histone acetyltransferase activity; TBP-class protein binding; RNA polymerase II general transcription initiation factor activity.
AUGGGGGUGUUUGGGGGUGGUCAACAGCAGUUCGAAGGACUGGCAGAUGGCGAGAUGAUUGAUGAAGAUAAUCUGUCGGAUGGGAGUUUACCGGAGGAGGAGGAGGCUACAAAUCGACCGGACGGAUACGAGGACGAGACGCUGGAGGAAAUGCUCAUGGAGGGCAAGGUCGGCGGGAAAGAUGCCAUCAACAUGGAUAUCUACAAUAUUCCUGAUGUUGGGGGUAUGCAGCUUCCCGGACAGUUCGAUCGUGUUGCAGGUGAUGGCGAUGAUCAGGAUAUGAUCGAUCAAUUUGAGGCGGCGCGUCAGGCUCAGGGAAAGACGAAGGAGCAGAUGCUGAAGGAGCUGUUCCCAAGUUUCAAGCCUGGUGCGAUUCUGCGUUUCACGGAGUUGUUUGCGGUUAAGCCUGCGCCCGUGGUAUACGGCACGGGAAAGCAGGUUAAGCCGUGUGUGCCUGCACGUCUUCAGUUGGAUGUGGAGGUCGACGAUGCUCUGCGGUUAUUGCAAGCGAGUCGUCCGGCCCAUCGCGGUAUCCGUGCCGCGGGGUUACCCGAACACAAGCCGCCGCCACCAACCACGGCACAGGACAAAUCCAAAGAUGACCAGGACGAUGCAUCAGGCCCUGAGGACAGUGUGGAUGUGGGUCUAUACAUGGCCGUCGAUGACUGGGAGUCACGAAUUGCGUGGGAUACCUCGGCGCCAAAACGAGUCAAACCGACAAAUAUUAACGCGUCUACAGCAGGCGAUAGCGAUUUGAAGUGGAUUGAUGAAGAGGUAUUUGAGGGGAAUUUGGAGAGGGUUAACAAGGUCGUUCUGGAUCAGAAUGACCCGAAUUUGUUGCUUGAUCAGGCGAAGACUAGUAAUGGGCUCAAGCGGAACUUCGAGAGUGCUUUCCAGAGCGGCGCUGGUGCUCUCCUUAAGCGAUACAACAUCUCGAACGACGAGGCGUACGAUGCUCUGCGGGCCGACUCUCAAUCUCGUAUCCGACAGAUGUUGAGUCAGCUUAACAUCGAGCACGCGCCAUUUGCAAAUCGUUUGCAGUGUCCAUACUACAAGACGCGCAUCUCCAAGGCCGAAGCGAGAUCCUUCCAUCGGCCACAACUUUCAUUUAUGCUCAACCAUCCCAUUCAUUUCACUAAGUUGAAGAAGAGGGACAAGAAAGCAAAGGACCGCAUGACGCUCCAAACAACAAAGGAUGUUUCUCUCGCUGAUAACGGAAACUUUGUCUUGGUCGAAUAUUCCGAGGAACACCCGCCUGUCUUGUCGAAUGUGGGUAUGGGAAGUAAAGUCAUCAACUACUAUCGCAAGAAAACCGAAACGGAUGAGUAUCGACCAAAAAUGGAGAUUGGAGAGCCGCAACCUUUGGGUUUACAAGACCGCAGUCCGUUCUGGAAUUUCGGAGAAAUUGAGAAAGGCGAGGUGGUUCCGACACUUUACAACAACAUGUUGCGAGCGCCUGUGUUUAGGCACGAGAACAAGCCUACGGAUUUCCUUGUUGUCAGAAGUACCGACAACACCGGUACGAGAUACUACAUUCGUGGCAUCAAGCAUCUCUAUCUUGCUGGACAGAUAUUCCCGAGCAUUGAAGUACCUGGGCCUCAUUCUCGCAAGGUCACGACCGCUAGCAAGAAUCGUCUGAAGAUGGUGGUGUUCCGUUUGGUCAGCAAGACACCGAACCAGCGCUUACUUGUUAGGGAUGUGACGAAGCACUUCCCUGAUCAAAGCGAUACGCAGAUCCGUCAGAGGCUGAAGGAAUUCAUGGAGUAUCAGCACACGGGUGAAGACCAAGGUUACUGGAAACUGAAGCCUUCCGAACCUCUGCCACCAGAGGAGGGUGUCAGAGCUAUGAUUUCUCCCGAGACUGUCUGUUUGUUGGAAAGUAUGCAUGUCGGCCGUCGUUAUCUCGAGGAUGCUGGUUAUGGCAAGACUGCGGAAGAGGAAGAUAACCAAGACGAAUCGGAGAUGUCCGCUGAGCAACAACUCGCACCCUGGAUCGCUACACGGAAUUUCAUUAACGCGACGCAGGGUAAGGCGAUGUUGAUGUUGAACGGUGAAGGUGAUCCUACUGGUCGUGGAGAGGCAUUCAGUUUCAUCCGCACAUCUAUGAAAGGCGGUUUCAGGUCAAACACAGACACUGCUGUUGAAGAUAGGGUGGAUCCGAACGAUAAGGACAAGAAUAAGAGUCAUGGCUACAAUGUGCGUCAGCAGCAGCAGGCGUAUGAGAGCGAGAUCAAGCGUAUCUGGUCGGCGCAGAAGACGGCUUUGAGCAACAAGGAAGAACCGGUGGGUUUGAUGGAGGGCGAUUUCGAUGAGGGGAACAGAACAGAAGUUGGUACACCCAGGUCAGAGUUCGGCGCGUCGCCCCAUCCUAGUGUCAUGGACGACGAUGUCAUGUCUGAAAUGAGCGCCAACAGCGCGAACAAAGUUCUGCGCAUCACGCGUCUCGUGAAGAACGCAUACGGAGAUAUCGAGAGAAAGAUUGAGAUUGUUCGCGAUCCGUCAGUCAUCCGAGCCUAUGUGCGCCGCCGACAGGCAAUUGAGGAUGGCGCGGCAAACCCCGAGUCCAUCGAGGUUACGAAUGACGAAGACGCCAACCGUCGUCGUAUGAAACUUCUCCAGGAUGAACUUGCUCGUCUGAAGCGUAACCAGGAGAGGCGUCUUGCUCGUAAGGCCGCGAAGGCUGCGGGUACGCUCUACAGAACUCCCAACACGGGAAGUCCGGCUACUGGUCAGGGAAGGCGUUGCGGAGCGUGUGGAGCAUAUGGUCACAUGCGAACGUCCAGACUGUGUCCGAAGUUCGAUGAAGCGGCCGCGCAAGGUGCUUCAGGUGCCGCUACCCCCGCUGCUGCCAGCCCGCCGCCGCAGAACUAA